AUGCCUCCCAAGAGACGUGCCGCUGCUACAAAGUCCGCUCCCGCCGACGUGGAUGCACCUGCUGCAAAGCGCCAAAAGCCAGCUGCUGCUGCUGCUGCAACUGUGGAGAAAGGAAAGAUGAUGAAGGAUGACGAGGGGAAUCCGUUUUGGGGGAUUGGCGGCCAGAAUCGCCGAGUCGGAGUCUCCGAGUUUAGGGGGAACCAGCUCGUCUCAAUUCGUGAGCACUACGAGAAGGACGGCAAGAUGCUGCCUGGCAAAAAGGGCAUAUCCCUCACCGUCGAGCAGCUCAACGCCUUCAUCUCCAUCCUCCCGCAGCUCGAAACGUACCUCGCCAGCAAGAAGGUCACUAUGGACCGUCCCGCCUACAGCGACUCUACCACUACUGCAGAAGAGGAGCCGGCGGCGGUGGAGGAGGAGGUUGACGAGGAGGAGGAAGAUGAUGAGGAGGAUGAGAAGGAGAAGGAGCUGAAGGAUGAAGACCAUGAGGAGGAAGAGGAGGAGGUUAUCAGUGAGGAUGCGAGUGAGGAUGAGGAGGCGAAGAAGAAGAAGACAAAGGAGAGAAAGUAG
Morchella importuna is the source of this 567-nucleotide messenger RNA. RefSeq lists its product as uncharacterized. NCBI's taxonomy places the organism in Eukaryota, Fungi, Ascomycota, Pezizomycetes, Pezizales, Morchellaceae. Gene Ontology annotation, molecular function: DNA binding; transcription coactivator activity. The transcript is spliced from 3 exons. Bases 1 to 567 code for a protein of 188 amino acids. Gene Ontology annotation, biological process: positive regulation of transcription initiation by RNA polymerase II. The record is from RefSeq and is a predicted model, not a curated record.